GGAGUCAUCUCCCUCAUCACAUUCGCCAUAUUUGGAUGCACAGUCUUCUUCAUGUCACGACCUAGAUCCGUUUACCUUGUCGAUUACUCUUGCUACUUACCACCGUCGGAUCAAAAAGUUAGCUACCAAAAAUUCAUGAACAACUCUAGUUUGAUUCAAGAUUUCAGCGAAUCGUCGCUUGAGUUCCAACGAAAGAUCUUGGUUCGAUCCGGUCUCGGAGAAGAGACUUAUUUACCGGAGUCUAUUCACAGCACCCCGCCACGUCCCACUAUGGCCGCUGCGCGUGAGGAAGCAGAGCAGGUAAUCUUCGGUGCACUCGAUAACCUCUUCGAGAAUACCAAAAUCAAUCCUAGAGAGAUUGGUGUUCUUGUUGUGAACUGUAGUUUGUUUAACCCUACGCCUUCUUUAUCCGCCAUGAUUGUUAACAAGUAUAAACUUAGAGGAAACGUCAAGAGCUUUAACCUUGGUGGAAUGGGAUGUAGUGCUGGUGUUAUCGCGGUUGAUCUCGCUAGUGACAUGUUACAGAUACAGAGGAACACUUUUGCUCUUGUGAUUAGUACUGAGAACAUUACUCAGAAUUGGUAUUUUGGUAACAAGAAAGCAAUGUUGAUCCCUAAUUGCUUGUUUAGAGUUGGUGGCUCAGCGGUUCUGCUUUCGAACAAGCCUUUGGAUCGAAAACGGUCCAAGUAUAAGCUUGUUCAUACGGUAAGGACUCAUAAAGGAUCUGAUGAGAAAGCAUUCAGUUGUGUGUACCAAGAACAAGACGAGUGUUUGAAAACCGGAGUUUCUUUGUCGAAAGAUCUUAUGGCUAUAGCCGGAGAAGCUUUAAAGACGAACAUCACCACAUUGGGUCCUCUGGUUCUUCCUAUAAGCGAGCAGAUCCUCUUCUUUGCGACUUUUGUUGCUAAGAGAUUGUUCAAUGCCAAGAAGCACAAGCCUUACAUACCAGAUUUCAANAUAUAUAUAUAUAGAAUACCUUUUUUGAAGAAACCUUCUAAUCCUUGA
Molecule: messenger RNA, 1005 nt
Organism: Camelina sativa (false flax)
Lineage: Eukaryota; Viridiplantae; Streptophyta; Magnoliopsida; Brassicales; Brassicaceae
Source: RefSeq, a predicted model, not a curated record